Messenger RNA from Saccostrea cuccullata (small rock oyster), 3578 nucleotides. RefSeq lists its product as uncharacterized. Lineage: Eukaryota; Metazoa; Mollusca; Bivalvia; Ostreida; Ostreidae. The transcript is spliced from 5 exons. The record is from RefSeq and is a predicted model, not a curated record. The coding region runs from base 1991 to 3460 and encodes 489 amino acids.
UAUUGUCAACGAUGAUUUUAAUAUUUGCAGAUUAUAUUGAACUGCUCAGACUAAAUCUAAUGGAGCGUCGAGGACAGUCUCCUCAUUAUACAACCUUUCAGAUACACGAGUAUCUCUUCGGUACAAACACCCAACUUUGACAUUUUCAUUUACAGUAGUGAACAAACAACAACUCAUCAUGUCGAGGUGCAAUAGAUUCCUUAGAUGCAUAAAUUCAGACUGGGUGUACUUGAAAACGGUGUAGUAAUGUAAUUGUUUUAACAAAUCUAGUUGACAACACGUGAUGGUAGUACAUGUACCCUGAAGUCGCCUUCACUAAGCUUAAACCAGACCCAGAGAACAAUAUCCUGUAUGCAAUGUGACGAAAUUAUAUUUUAUAUUUAAUUAUUGAUUUCAUUAGUAUUGCUUAUUUUGUUAUAUUUACAAAUAUUUUUUUUUUUCUUUUCUGAGAUGAACCUAUUGAAGGGAUAAUACGUUCAAUUCUGUGUGAAUGUUAUUUAGGAGGUCAGAGGACAAUAGUUUUUACCGUUUUACAAGAGCAAAAUAUUUUUCAAUCACGAGAUUUAUAAAAAAAUCUUCUUUUGAUGUGAAUAAGGUUUUGAAAACUACAGAUUGGCCUAAAACUGCAUUUCCCUUUUGAACCCGAUAUUGCUGUGGAGUUGGGUAAACAAAGACAGGCGAUAUCGCAGCUUUUGACUUCAAAUAGUGUUAACUAAUUAAAUAAUUAGGUUAUUCGAUGUCAGCAGCGAUCAUUGAUCUUUCACUAUAUACAGCUAUUUCCUAAAUACUGAGGAUUCCUUAUUUUUCGCGAGUACUUUUUAUCGCGAACUGGGUCUUUUGCGUCAAAUCGCAAGAAUUAUAAUUCGCGAAGGGACGGUUGAUCAACAGAAUUUUCGUAGAUUUCAGCACCAUAAAAAUAAAAGCGAGUAAUAUUUUUUCGCGAGUGACGCUUCUCGCGAAAUUACGCGGAAAUUAAUUCCUCGCGUAUAAUUAGGAAUUUACAGUAUUGCUGACCUUACAUUUACGCAACCUUUAUGUUAACACUAUUGCGUCUAGCAGACAAGGCCCUUAACCAUUACAUGUUCUCUACACAUACGUAAGUAGACCGUGGCGAGUUAUCAUUCUUACUUUAGUAUUUAGAGACAUUCUGCACAAUUCAUACAAUGAAUCAUUUCAUGUAAAAGGGUUUUGAAAUAUGACUUGUAUCAGGAAGUUAGUCAUCAGUUAUAAAGAUAUGUUGUUUUAGCAAUAUAAUUUGUAGAAAACGAUACACUGAACCGUAUUAAGCUGAUGCAAGGGGAAAAUGUAUCUACGUAUAUUUGUUAUCGUUGUUACAUGUAAUUGUAUUUUAAGUGAAUGAUAAGUCUAGGUACACUUGAAGGGGGAAAAGAUGAAUACUAUCUGUCAUUAAUAGAAGAUGAUGUACAUUAUAAUCUAGUUUAAAGUGUGUACUCACAGAGGCAAAUAAAAAUAUAGAUAAAGACAAAAGGAAAAGACAAUAUAUAUUUGAUAAAUAUUAAAGAGUUGAAAAAAGAUAUUGUGUGAUUUUUGUUUAAGUGUUUGAGUAACAGGAAAGGAUAAAUGAUGUUUUACAUACCAUGUAUUGCUUGUCAACAGUUCAAAAUACUUGACGUAGAAAUUAACGGAUGUUCACACUUAUACUUUAUAAAACGAAGCGACGAACGUACAUGAGGAGACACACUGAAACGGGGAGUUUAUUGCUGUGUUGAAUAUUGCUUCAUACUGCACUCUGGCUUGCAAACAAUAUCCAUAUAAAUGAUAAUUUGAUUUGUUCCACGCAUGCGCAAUAUCAGCUUUAUACAAGGAAGGACUCUGAGAUCCAAGAAUGUGAUGCCUACAUAUUUCUGAAGGGAGUACAGCUUAAGAUUCUAAUCAAUCAGGGGAGUGGUGAGUUGGAGUGACAUUUUAAGACAAAGACAGAGUCCUAACACUUCACAAAUAAAUUAAACGUAUUGAAGGCAUCCACAUUAUGUCUUUAUCCAAGUGUUACAUAUCAACACCAGAAACAACAAACACUGCUCGACUGGCGAGGCUUAUACUGGGUCCAUGUACUGAUGUGUUACGUGACAUUCUAAAGACUGAAGUAAAACCCUCUGAUUUGUCCAGAAAAGUUAAAGAAUUUACAGAUAAACUUCUACAUGGACAAAGAAAUCCACUCAACAAAACACAAUCAGAGAUCAUUUUCCCCAAACCAACAAAUCAAUACAGUGGUGAUUAUUCAGACUUAGACAUAUCUCUAUUAUAUUUACUUCUACGCAAUAUAAGUAAAAUAUCACAACAUUCCAAAGGUUGGGGAGAAAUACCUAAUCCCGGAGACAGAAGCGUUUCCGCCAACAUUGAAAGAAUUCGCCUUCUAAGGAACCAGUAUUACGGUCAUUCAGCUGAUCUGUCCCUAUCCGAUUCAGAAUUUAGACAGGAAUGGCGAAACAUCCGGGACAUUGUAGUGGAGCUAGAGCGACACCUAGGAACCAAUACGGUUUACCAGGAUGCAGUCAACGCAAUAAAAACCUGCUUUAUGGACCCAGAACAAGAGAAGAAAUACAUAGACUUACUUGGAGAUAUCAGAGAACUUCAUACAUCUGUGGAUGAUCUUUCGAGUAAUGUGCUGAUUAUGCAAAGAGAAUUGGUGCUUCAUGAUCCAAGAGUUGCAAGAAAGAUCGAAUCAACUAAGAAAAUGAUACAAAAACAUUAUGAAGCUAUUAGUCAUCUAUUCGUAAAAACCCGUGCGUUUGACAGAGCGAAGGAACUGUUGGACAGUAACGGGUAUAUCGUCAUCAAGGGCAACCCUGGAACUGGAAAAACCACGAUCGCCAAGAUGUUGAUGAAAGAAUUGAUGGAUGAUGGAAAAUCUCCUCUAAAGCUUUACAAGUUAACAGACUUGUAUGAAAACAUAUCACCGGGUGAUGGUAUAGUGGUAUUUAUUGACAAUUUAUUUGGUGAGUUUUCUUUGUCCAGCGAUGACGUUCAGGAAUUCAAAGCUAGAUCAGAUAUGAUAAAGGUUUUAAUUGAAAGUGACACUGAUAAUAAAUCUAACAGAUUGAUAUUUGCUUUAAGAAAUGAUAUAUAUCAAUGCUUACAAAACGAGUGCAAUGACGAUUUUUUUAUGUCAUCCUUGGUUGACCUAUCAGGCAAAGAAAAUGCAUUGCUCAAGGAGGAGAUCCUGCAGCUAUCAGAAAAAUAUGGGCUCUCUGAAUACAUAGAAGACAAAGAACUUAUUCAUAAGGUAUAUGAAAUGCCACUAGCUAUAGGGUUUCCACAAUGUUGUAAAUUAACAAAAAGCAAUGGAGAAUUUAAACGAAACGUAAUUGCAUUUUUACAAAAUGCAAUGAUGUUUAUGAGAGAACCACUUCAAAACAUUAUUGAAAAAACGAACUGUAAAAUCUGCUGUUUUAGUUUAUCUUCUUCUGAAUGGAGGAAAAGUAGAGUUCGAAUUAAUUGAAAAUCCCCGAAUGGAUUUAGAGAUGAAGCGCGACUCUUUAGAAUUUGUAGGGCUACAUAGCUCGUAUCUUAACGAUUUCCAGGACAGUAUUUUUUGUUUUGAGGGUUUUUUAAUAACU